AUACCCGCCUCCUUCAACCUAGAGCCUCACAUCUGGAGUCAUUCCUGCAGGAGUUUGAUCCUUCUGACUUGCACUUUUUUUGUAAAGUAGUUUUGUUCAUCUCUGUCGCAGUCAUGCCGAUGUUUGUAGUGAACACAAAUGUUGCUAAAGACUCGGUUCCGGCGGAGCUGCUGUCGGAGGCCACGCAGGAGCUCGCCAAAGCCAUGGGCAAACCCCAGCAGUACAUCGCCGUACAGGUUGUGCCGGAUCAGAUGAUGAUGUUCGGGGGAAAAGGAGACCCGUGUGCGCUCUGCUCGCUCACCAGCAUCGGGAAGAUCAGCGGCGCGCAGAAUAAACAAUACUCCAAACUCCUCAUGGGUUUACUCAACAAACACCUCGGCGUUUCUGCUGACAGGAUCUAUAUAAACUUUGUUGACAUGGAUCCAGCCAAUGUGGCCUGGAACAACAGCACCUUUGGAUAAAUAUGAUGGAUGUAUGGCCUGAUAUAAGGCUGCGCUUUGUCAUUCCAGCUGUUGAGAGUUUAAUGCCAUCAGUCGAUUGAGUCUUAACACACAGCACUUACGGCAGACAGCAUCUUGCUUUGACAAUAAAGUUUCCUUUAAACUGUAAA
Messenger RNA from Danio rerio (zebrafish), 610 nucleotides. RefSeq names its product macrophage migration inhibitory factor (gene mif). NCBI's taxonomy places the organism in Eukaryota, Metazoa, Chordata, Actinopteri, Cypriniformes, Danionidae. Gene Ontology annotation, molecular function: dopachrome isomerase activity; phenylpyruvate tautomerase activity. Gene Ontology annotation, cellular component: extracellular region. Gene Ontology annotation, biological process: signal transduction. The record is from RefSeq and is marked provisional.